CACGGCGGAGCCCCCGCGGGCGCGGAGCAGCGCGCACGGAGCGCCAUGGUGCCGGGCCGCGGCGCCCCCGGCCGCCUCCUCUUCCUCCUCCAACUCCUCCUCCUCCUCCUGUGCAGCUCCGCGGCAGCCGGACCUACAUUUCUGGUGAUGGUUCCCUGGAACAUCAGGCCUGGGGCAAACGUGACUAUUGGGGUAGCUCUGCUGCCAGACAGCCCAGCACAGGUCACCGUAAGGGGAGAAGUGAUCAAAGAUAACAAGACCCUUUUGAGCAGGGAAAUGGUCUUUGAGAAAGAUUCCUUUGGGACUCUUGUUCUUCCAGUACUGCCUUUGAACAGUGCUUCUGGCGAUUAUGAAUUACUGGUGGAAGGCCAUGCUGAGGGCCAGCGCGUCUUCUCUAACCGUACCAGCCUGACAUACUUGUCAAAGAGCAUCUCUGUAUUCAUCCAGACUGAUAAAUCUACGUAUAAACCAGGACAGGAUGUGAUGUUUCGGAUUGUCACAGUCUAUCCUGAUCUCAAACCUUACAAAGCCUCUCUGAAUAUAUUUAUCCGAGACCCUCGGAAGAAUUUGAUUCAGCAGUGGUUGCUGGAGGAGGGUGAUCUGGGUGUGGUUUCCAAAAAAUUUCAAUUGUCCAUGAACCCUCCACUAGGAGACUGGUCCAUAGAAGUGGAAGUGGAUGGUCAAGUUCAUUAUCAAAGAUUUAAAGUGAUGGAAUAUGUUUUACCAAAAUUUGAUGUCAUGAUAGAAACAUCGUUAUACUACUCUUUGAGAGAGGAAGACAUAACUGGUGUUGUCACUGCAAAGUAUACAUAUGGAAAGCCAGUGAAGGGAACUGUAACAGUCACUUGCCUUUCUGUCUCUUACUGGACAAACAAGAAAAACGUAACAAAAACAAUGGAGAUUAAUGGAUCUGUGAAUGUUACAUGUAGCAAACUUAUGUUGCAAGACUUGUAUGCUGAUCAGUCAUGGCACCACCAUGACACUGAUUACAGAGAGCCGAUAGAAAUUACGGCUGUAGUUACUGAGUCGCUUACAGGAAUCUCCCAAAAUUCAAGUGUCAUCAUAUUUCCAAAGCAAAGUGACUAUUUUAUUGAAUUUAUGGACUACUCUAGAGUAAUAAAACCUUCUCUGAACUUCAUAGCUACUCUAAAGGUGGCACGUUCUGAUAGCAACCAGCUGACCACUGAAGAGAGACAGAAUCUUGUCACAGUCACUGCCCAACAGUCAGACCUGGUUUUUGACCACUCUUCACUUUCUUACCUUGAAAACGAGGCAACGGAGGAGAGUAAUAAGACAGUCCAUGUCCUGAAUUACACUGUCCCGGAAAAUGGAAUUAUUGAUAUUGAGGUUCCAAUUCUGGCUAGCACAAAAAAUCUGAGAGUUCAGGCAGAGUUCCUCAGUAGUAAGACCGACGUAGGUGUUUAUGAUGUGUUCAGCUCACCCAGCCAGACUUAUCUCCAGAUUAAAAUGAACAGCCAGGAUGUAAAGGCUGGGAAACCUUUUCAGCUGAGUAUUGCAAGCAACAAGCCAGUAAAAGAGUUUCAUUAUCUGGUGAUAUCUAAGGAACAAAUUAUGGCUUCUGGCACAAAGGUUUCCACAAUGUUCACUUUAACAGCAGAAAACUCCUGGGCUCCCUUGGUGUACAUACUUGUAUUCUAUGUUGAUGAACUUGGAGUAAUUGUAAAUGAUGCUCUUACUAUCCCUGUUCAGCCUGCUUUGGACAAGAUUAAAAUCUCUUGGAGCAAAGAUAAGGUGAAGCCAUCUGAAAAAGUCUCCCUUAAAAUCAGUACAACGGAACCAAGAUCAGUAAUUGGACUUGCAGUUGUUGAUAAAAGUACAAAACUUCUAGGAGAAAAUAGCGACAUAACGGAGGAUUCUGUAUUCCACGAACUCCAUUUGUACAACACAGCACAGUACUUUCCCCUAAUCAGAGGUUCUUUUGGUGUCUUUCAGAAAUGCAGCCUUUGGGUAUCAACUGAUGCAAUUCUUGAGGAGGAUAAAGAACAUUUUCUUUAUGGUGGAAUGAUACCCAUCGAGGAUGGUUUUGGUGAUGAUGUAUUGGUAACUAGAGAAGGAGCUCCUGAUUUCAGCACUCCUUAUGUGAGGACACAUUUUCCAGAGACUUGGCUUUGGAUUGACACCAAUACUAGAUCUGACCUGGAUACCACGAUGGAAGUUACUGUACCUGACACUAUCACAUCCUGGGUAGCCAGUGCUUUUGUGAUUUCUGAAAACAGUGGGCUUGGAUUGACAACUGCUCUAGCUGAGCUAGAAGCUUUUCAACCUUUCUUCAUUUUCCUGAACAUCCCAUAUGCUGUCACCAGAGGAGAGCAGUUCAUUUUGGAAGUGAACAUCUUUAACUAUUUGAAAGAAGAAGCUGAAGUUACUGUGAUCUUGGACCUGAACGAUGCUUUUGAAAUUACUCUAACAUCCAAUGAAAUAAAUUCUACAGCAAAUCAGCAGUCUAUGUUUGUACCAAGUGAAGGUGGGAAAACUGUUCAAUUCCCAAUCAAGCCAAAACAGCUGGGAGAGAUUCCUGUCAAAGUGACAGCAAUAUCAUCUGCUGCUUCUGAUGCUGUCAUUCAGAGAGUUUUAGUAAAGGCUGAAGGAUUGGAACAGACUUAUUCUCAAACACUUCUUUUGGAUUUGACUGGGAAUAAACCACAAACAUUGUCAAAAACUUUGGAUUUCACUUUUCCUUCUGAUGUAGUAAGCGGUAGUGAGAGAGUGCAGGUUGCUGUUAUUGGUGAUAUACUUGGGCCUUCUAUCAAUGGUUUGGAAUCACUGAUUAAGAUGCCUUACGGCUGCGGUGAACAGAAUAUGAUCAACUUUGCUCCAAAUGUUUAUGUUUUGCAAUACCUGACUAAGACCAGGCAGCUGAGAGAAGAUAUUAAAUCAAAAGCGGUAUCAUUUAUGAGAAAAGGCUAUCAAAGAGAGCUUCUUUUCCAGAGAGAUGAUGGCUCUUUUAGUGCCUUUGGAAAUGAAGAUUCCUCUGGGAGCACAUGGUUAACAGCUUUUGUGUUAAGAUGUUUCCUUCAAGCUCGUCCAUUCAUAGAUAUUGACCCAAAUGUACUCGUGGAUACAGCUAAUUGGAUUGUCCAGCAUCAGAAAAUAAAUGGAGAAUUUCAGGAGCCUGGCAAAUUGAUACAGAGUGACCUUCAAGGAGGCAACAGUAAUCCAGUCGCUCUGACAGCUUACAUCAUGUCAUCCCUCCUAGGGUUCCCCGAUAAACAGCAUAUUGAUGUGAUCAAGCGUGCUACAAACUUUCUAGAAGAUAAAUUAGAGGAAGGCAUUUCGGAUAAUUAUACUUUGGCACUUGUGUCAUAUGCAUUGUCAUGGGCAAAAAGUACAAAAGCGAAGGAAGCCCUGAGUAUAUUAAACCAGAGAGCAGAACACCAAGGGGAAUUUCGUUUCUGGAUAACUCCUGCUUCUGAAAUUUCUGAUUCAUGGCAGCCACGGUCCAUUGAUAUUGAACUUGCAGCGUAUGCUCUGCUCUCACACUUUCAUCAAGACAGAUUAGCAGAGGGGAUCCCUAUUAUGAAAUGGUUAAGUCAACAAAGGAAUCACCUUGGAGGGUUUUCAUCUACUCAGGACACUGUAGUGGCUCUGCAAGCCUUGAGCCUUUUUGCAUCUCUUACUACUGCCAGCAAGACCGAAAUUGAUGUUACUGUAAUAGCACCUACUUUAAACGUUCCAGCAACAUUUUCAAUUGAUACUCAAAACCGUUUUCUACUUCAGACCAAGGAGAUUGCCCCUGUGCAGCCAAUGACAGUUACAGUUUCAGCAGAGGGAAUUGGAUUUGCUGUCUUUCAGCUCAGUGCUAUUUACAACACAAAACACACUGAUCAGAGGCUCCAAUCUGUCCAAAACCAAGAAGCGUUUGACUUGACUGUUGAUGUAAAGGAUAACAAAGAUGAUAUAAACCAUUUGACUGUGAAUGUAUGCACAAGGUACUUGGCUUCUGGAGCAGCUUCUAGUAGUGGCAUGGCUCUUAUGGAGGUUGGCUUACUCAGUGGUUUCUCUGUGUCACCAGAUUUCGUUCCAUUAGACAGAACAGUUAAGAAGAUGGAAAAGGACAAUGGAAAAGUCAACCUAUACUUAGACUCUCUAAAUGAAACACAGGUUUGUGUGACUAUUCCGGCUGUGAGAGACUUCAAAGUGGCAAAUACCCAAGGCGCGUCAGUGACUAUAGUGGAUUACUAUGAACCUAGGAGAAGAGCGGUGAGAAGCUACAAUUCAGAAGUAAUGCAAAGUGUAACCACCUGUGAUUUCUGUAAAAGUGACUGCAGUCUUUGCAACAGGGAUAGUUCUCCAGCCUUGCUGCAACACGUGUCAUUGUCUUCUGUGUUCUCCAUGCUAUUUGUCGUACACAUAAGCUUGCUGUGUGGUUGGGUGCUGUAGGAGGAAACUGCUUAUGUUUUGCAUCUAAGGUUUCCAUAAAUUAUCCAAAGAAAAUUUUAUAUUCAGAUACCAGCUCGUCUUCAGUGAUUCCAGUGACCAAACUCCUGCUGUGCUCAGGAGAGCAGGUCUGGCCCAUAUGGUAGGUUUCUGGCUGUGCCAGAAAACAUUGUAAAGUGUCUGCUGGAAAAACUUUCUGAGUGUUGGUUCCAUACUGAAAUUAUUUUCUGAAGAAGCGUAGUGUAAGAAUAUGCUUACACACAUUCAGUUUGAGAAAGCCUAACUCCACAUUCCCAAGCCUUUUUUUACCUUAGCUGUUUUGCUUAUUUUUAGGGGUGUAUGUCAUUUAUAAAAUGAAUCUGAAAAAUUAUUUUCUCCUUAAUUGGGAUGUUAGUAAGCAGAAUACUGGGAGCUUGGUAUCAGAACUUGUUUCAUUCUGUUCUGCAAACACGACACUUUACAUUAAUUUUGAGUUUCAUUGUAUGUUCUCAUGGGAGAUGAUAUGAAAAAUAAAAGGAGCUGGCUUCAGAGCAGAUCCAAGAGCAGAAAAGUACUGCAUUUACAAACUACUGAACAUUCAUAAAAUUGGUAGUCUUCUUUUUUUUUUUUACAGUUGCAAAGAGGUCACAUGGAUUUCUCUCCAGUUCUUAAGUUAAUCAUGCUUGAAAAUAAGGCCUUAGGAUGUUUUCAUGCAUUUUACUAUGAAAAGCUUUUAAUGUAAAUAUAUCAACCUUGGAGUCUGUAUCGGAGACACCAUUCUUACAGAGUUGUUCAGAAAUGAACCUAAUUCUCUUUCCAUUUGAGAGUAUUGGUGUCCACUGGCAAGUUGAGGGCCGGGAGGAUUUCCUUGAUCCUUUUCUGUUUUUUGGAAGUCUUCUAGAAAAGUGAUUCUGGGGGAUCACUUAUGUUUGCAGUAUCCUCGUGUUAAUGAUUUAAGUGGCUUAGUCCCUCAACAGCUAUCUACAUGCUCUCUGCUACUGUGUCAACUGGUCUGGCCCUGAGUGGGUUUGUACGUGUAGCUCUGGUUGUUGAUUGGCAGGAGAGGCUUUUAGGAGGUGUGGGCUGCACAUGCACGCAGUCCAACGAAACAGUUAACAUUUUUGCUCAAACUUAAAGCAUAUCCUUGUAGGCUUAAGUGCUUUGCUGGAUGGAGGACUGGUCUGGGAUGGAGGAGAGAGAUAGUGAGGCCUUCCUAGACUUGCACACGUUUGGAACCAAACCUGCUCUUUGUUCAUGGAGAGAAUUAAAUACCUCUGUGAAUAUGGAAGCGUGUAAGCUUAGGAACUCUUCCAUCUUGAGUGAAUGUAAGAACAUGUUUACUGUCUGGCAGGCAAUUUAUCCUUCUUGAAGACUGCCUGUCAUAUUUAAUAUUUACUUCUUUUUGAUAAGGAAGCCAAACUGAUAACAUUCCUAGGUACUAAAAUGCAGUUCAUUGCAGUCAUGCCAGCUAACACUGUUAGAAAUUUUAAGGCUAUUGUUUCCUUUCUCAUUCAUAUCAUUUUGAGGCAGAGUGUGUGCAUGUGCACACGUAAUUAUUUCCUUGAGCAAUUUAAAAUUUUUAUUCAAAUUUUGCUACUGCUUAAAAUGUAUAUUUUUGUAUUUUAUGCUUAUAUUUUUGUUCAUAAAGGAAACUCGCGCAUAGUAAGUUGGAAAGAGGCAAGAACUUCCCGAACUGAGUACUUUUUAAAACUUCUACUAAUAAUUUUAAUAAUAAUAAAAUAUGAGGCUUUUAACUACACAACUAGUUUAGGUUAGGUAUUUGUUUUACUUUACCUGUAUUUAAAAUUUAGAGUAUUUUUCACAAACUUGGGAUUGUGUUCUGCCUCACUGGCAGAGCUUAGGCCUGAUUCUUUGUUGCUGGUUCAUGUUUUUCACUUGUCUUUGAUGCACAUUGGAUCUAGCCUCUUGAGUAGUUGAUUGGUGCCUUAACAUGAGUUCCUCUGCCACUCUGACCCAUAUGAAAUAGUACUUUAUGUAUUGAAGUCCAAAGCCCUAGUCAGUCAACAGGGUGCAGAAUCUGACCCGUUGUCAGUCAUGCUCUUCAUUAGAUGGGUCCAAAGCUAAUAGAAACCAAGAUACAAAAAUGAAAUAUAUCAUUGUGUCUCAAAUCCUUUAUUUCUGUGUGGGACCAUGCAUUGAAUUGUGCCAGAUGUAAGAUGUGGAAGACAUUCACACUCUGUACUAGAAUGUGUUUUGCUGUGGGUUUGAUUUUUUGGUGAACUGUGAAAACAAGUCUUUUGCCUUUGGGAACAGCAGCCGUGAUGUCCCAUUUGCCUCCAUUUACUUUAUCUUUCAAGAGCUCAGAGCUCACGCUUUCAGUUCAUACUGUAUGGAGAGCUCCUAAGAGGGACGUUGAUGUCUGAUUACUAUUACGAGAAAGAGGCUUAUUUUCCAAUGGAAAUGUACUGAGGUAAACUACUUUGCAGUAGGUAGUAGGAAUAAAUUUUUAAUUCAACUUUGCAGGCUAUCCCAGCUUCCCAAAUACCCUCCAGGAAAAUGGAUUCAAACUGCUCAGCCUAAUUUCAGGCAGUGCAGCUUUUAUUAGUGUUCCCUUUUAUUUUUCAGAGACAAACAACACAUUUUUUUAAAUGACACUUGGCUGCCUUGCACACCCUACUAAGAAGCAUCAAUCACAAUGCACCAUGUCAUGGAAAUUGUCACAGUCAGUGAACAAACAUCCCUUUUUAUUUUAUUUUUUCUAUACAACAGUAAUAUCAUUACAAAUAUCCAAAUGUGCUUCCUUACUAAGCUAUUUUGAAGGAACCAUGUACAAUGUAUAAUUUGAAACAAAUGUUGACACCAAGUGGCCUUUAACUUCACUACACAAUUGCCUUAAAAGAUGCCUUCAGUCACUUUGCAGUUAUAUCUAAUGAUUUUAAUGAGUUGCAGAGGAUAAAUUUUGCAUUGUAUGUUGGCAGUAAAUGGAAUGGAGAAAAGGGAAUAUAAUAUGACCUAAUGAUUUUUUGUUUUCCUAUUUUGUUUGCUUGUAUGUGUUAUAUAGGAACCUGUGCACAAAUGUUCAGCAUAUAUAGUUUUCCAUUGCUCUGUAAAGUCUGCUCCUGAGAUUAAAGGGGGCAUCCUCCCACUGAGGUCAACAGGAAAUCUUUCAGAUAGGGUAGGAUCAAGGUCUUCAAGAAGCUUUAAAGAGUGGUACUAAAAGCAAUCAAGAGCAAUCCAUUUUUUUUUAAAUUUUUUUAUUUUAUUUUUUUCUGAUGGAGUCUUCCUGUGCAUUGCCUGAAUAUUUUUAUGUGAUUGCUAUUUGUCUGAAGUCUCAGAAUUCUUUGGUACUUCCAGUGCCCUUCUCGGUCAUAUGCCAUCACUGUGUAGUCCAUGCAGGGCCAGUAAGAAUCAUUUAUUUAAGACUGUGUUUAUAAACAAAAAUACAUUGCAUUUUGAAGGUAGUCCCGCAGAAUUCUACCUGCACUGUCAUCCACGCAAUCUCUCCGAAAGUACUGUGUUUGGAUGAUUGUAGCUAAGGGUGUAAUUUGGCCCCUCUGUGCUGAACAUUGUUGUUCGUAACAGGGAAUGCUUGUCUUGUGAUGAGAGCGCUGUGUAAUGGGCUUUACAGCACUGCAGAGUUUGCAGGCUGGGCCAAUUCAAUAGUCUUUUUGGUUCCUAACAUGGCAAAAAAAAAAAAAAAAAAAAACAAAAAAAACAAAUAAACCCACCCCCAUUUACUCCACAAGCAAGAGGAGCUUGCUGAGUUGCUCAUCAGUGGUGCAUGGUAAAAGAGAUAUAGCCAAAUGGUAUGUGGGAAUUAGAAGAGCCAGGGUCAGACUUCACUUGCCUCUCUUUAGGCUCUAAAAUCCCUUUUGAAAAUAGGACCUAAGAUUCUGACAUUAUUUUUAAUCAUUUUUCAAAAAAUUAUCCUACCAGUAUUUCCUCAAAUGUGUUGUUCAAGUUGGUAUGUAUCUUGACAAUAUUUAGUUUACUAGAUUCCUGUAGGAAGCAUGGGUAUGUGCAUGUCUAUUACCAAAGCUCCUGUGAGUUACUGUGUGCAAUGCAAUUAAAAGCAUAAAAUAUCUUCAAAAAGGACCCAAACCAACAAUAAUAUAUCAUGCUGUGUUUUGCAAAAUGGGCAGUCAGGUUUUUAUGAAAGAAUAUAGUUGGAAGGCGGUUGAUGCCUAAUUACAUGAUUUUUCUAUCUCAAACACUAAGCAAAGAGGGGGAAAUAAUGACAUUUCAAUUGUAAUGGCCAACAUUUUUCUAUUAUAACCUUCUUCUACUGUAAAUCUUCAUGAUGUGGACUUCCCUCUGAAUACGUAGGAGAUUUUGAAAUUAAAUUGUAUCACUAGUAAUUUACAGUAACAGCAGUUAUGUGAUGAGGUUUUUAAGCUGUUAUUAGGUUUUCUUCCACUCUGUGUCAAAAUAUUUGACUUAGUAUUGUUUCUUGGUCAGUUUAUUGCAUUUUUGUGUGCCACUUGGAAAUAUCAUUGCACUAAUGCUUUUGUACGUAGUAAAGUCUGACAGUGUGCUGUAGAUCAAUCCAGUAGUUAUUUUUUCUAAAUAGUACCUUUUCUUUACAGGUAUGUAAAAACGUUAAUUGUGUAUGUGUUGUAUGAUACUACAUUUGAGUCACCAGAGCUCCAGUGUUAAUAUUUCUCUUUAAUUUCAUAUCAUGCAUUUUAUUUCUGGAUUUCUUAGUGAUUAUCCAAAAGCUUCAUCAACCUUUCUCAGAUCUUAAGAUUUUGUAUUAUUAAUUGAUUUUAGGGGUUUUUUAGUAUUGGUAAGUUGGGUAGGAUAAUAAUAUGAGGAAGAAAAUAUAAAAAUGCUGGCUCAAGGGAAGUGCCUUAUAAACAGAUGUAAUGUACCAUACUUUAACUCUCCUCUUAGGUGGCUGUUGCAUCUCUUCUUCUAUCCUAGGCCUUAAGCAAUUCAAACUAAAAUUGCUGGUUGCCUUGAGAUGUAGUCAGAUAUGCACUUUGAUCCAGAUUAGGAUCAUCAAAUAUAGUUUCACUUUUAAUCAAAUCAGAAAUGGUAAAGAAAGAAUGUUUUUAUGAGCUGUUUGUGAAUUAACAUGUCAGCUGUGCAAUUGCUUAUAUUUUUAAAGUAAUGCAAAAGAUUAAGGAACUAGACUGUUUCACGGGAUUUUGAAAAAUUUUUAUUGAUUUAUUUUUCUUCAAAUAAAGUUUGCAAUAGCUAUUUUAAAAAUCUAUUA
This is a messenger RNA of Rhea pennata, 9556 nucleotides long. It is a transcript of the gene CD109, whose product is annotated as CD109 molecule. The transcript has 33 exons. Lineage: Eukaryota; Metazoa; Chordata; Aves; Rheiformes; Rheidae. Gene Ontology annotation, molecular function: endopeptidase inhibitor activity. Gene Ontology annotation, cellular component: extracellular region. The coding region runs from base 46 to 4401 and encodes 1451 amino acids. The record is from RefSeq and is a predicted model, not a curated record.